UUAAAUAGUAAUAGUUGUCCAAGAGUGCUUCCUCUUUGCUUUGCUUCGCUUCGCUUCUCCCCUGUUUUUCACAGUCAACGCUCCCUCCCAAAACCAAAUCGCUGUCUCAUUUCACGAUCCAAAGUUUCCAAAUUCCUCUCCGGGUUUUGCUCUUCACCACUUAGUCUCAAAUGGUUCGUAGGCCAAACGACCCGGAACACUCCCGUUUCGCCUCUCUCGUCCUCCUCUUGGUGGCUCUGUUCUCCUGUCUUCUGGUCUAUGCGGUUGUUUCCACACUAUUGAACCCCACCGUAAAUCCUCAGGAUUCCAGCUUUGAGUCUUUGGAAUCGGUGGCGGGUAUUGAUUUUGGGGAAAAGAAGGGCGAGUGUUGCAGAGGCAUUGAGAAUUUGGAGCUGUGGGGUGCAGCUGUGAAGUGGGGGUCUGACUUCAAGUUUAAUUCCUCUGUGGAAUGUUGCCAGGCUUGUAAGGCCAUGUGUAGUGGCAAUGAUGGGCCUUGCUUGUGCGAUACUUGGGUCUUCUGUGGGAACAAGGAUGCCUGUGGGUCGAGAUUUGGAGAGUGUUGGCUGAAGAAACAAAAAGAUACUUUGUGCCCCGAUAGGCAAGAGGCAGGUCAAACGGUUAGUUGGACAUCCGGGAUCGUAUUCGGGAAAGGAGAGGGUAUUGUUGAGAUGGAAACAGAAUAUGGUACUCUUCAUAUAAAGCUUUUCCCAGACUGUGCUCCAUAUUCUGUGACCUACAUUCUCGAGUUGUUGACAUUGCGCCAUUGUGCGGGUUGCCAAAUAUAUCGUGCAGAGAGCCGAGGACAAUCUUGGGAUUCACAAGGAAAUCACAUAAAAGAUGCUUCUUAUGGUCCACCAUUCGCGCUGAUCCAAGGAAUUCUUGAAGCCCAAGGAACCCCAUUCAAAAAGAUACCGAUGGAGGUUUGCCCUACCAUAAGAAGGGGAUCAGUUGCCUGGAUUGGCUCUGGUCCAGAGUUCUUUAUAAGCCUGGCGAACCACGAAGAAUGGAAGAAUUCAUACACUGUAUUCGGUUCUGUUCUUUCUGAAGACAUGGAGAUUGCGGAGAAAAUCGCACAACUCCCAACCAAAUCUGAUGUUUGGAACAACAUUAACGUAUCGGUGUUACAAAGGCCCAUUCCGUUGGUAAUGAGAAGAAUGAAGAAGAGUCUUGGAGAUGUUAACACAAAUAUGAAAUCAGAAUGAAAACUGGUAUACCCUUAAUUUGCUUGUUUGUACACUGUACUGUAAUAUUUAUGCCCCCCCCCCCCUUUUUUCAAAACAGAAACGUGAAGGUAUUGGGUAAUUUUGUUGUUCUCAUGAGUUUAUCAAGAUAAUAAAGCUCGAUCAAUUAAUUGUAAACAUAAAA
Molecule: messenger RNA, 1365 nt
Organism: Gossypium raimondii (Peruvian cotton)
Lineage: Eukaryota; Viridiplantae; Streptophyta; Magnoliopsida; Malvales; Malvaceae
Exons: 5
Coding region: 171-1202 (343 amino acids)
Biological process (GO): protein peptidyl-prolyl isomerization
Molecular function (GO): peptidyl-prolyl cis-trans isomerase activity
Source: RefSeq, a predicted model, not a curated record